Molecule: messenger RNA, 3338 nt
Organism: Grus americana (Whooping crane)
Lineage: Eukaryota; Metazoa; Chordata; Aves; Gruiformes; Gruidae
Gene: MLH1
Product: mutL homolog 1
Exons: 17
Coding region: 896-2815 (639 amino acids)
Biological process (GO): mismatch repair
Cellular component (GO): MutLalpha complex
Molecular function (GO): ATP binding; ATP-dependent DNA damage sensor activity; mismatched DNA binding
Source: RefSeq, a predicted model, not a curated record
GAAACUGUUAAUUGUUUGUUGUUACACUGUUGUGGUGGAGUUUUGAUGUGGUUUUACCCCAGCCAGCAGCUGAGCACCACACAGCCACUCGCUCACUCCCCCUUGUCAGGAUGGGGGAGAGAAUUAGAAGAGUGAAAGAGAGAAAACUUAUGGAUUGAGAUAAAGACAGUUUAAUAAGUAAAACAAAAGCCACACACGCAAGCAAAGCAAAGCAAGGAAUUCAUUCCCCACUUCCCAUGGGCAGGCAGGUGUUCAGCCAUCUCCAGGAAAGCAGGGCUCCAUCAUGUGUAACGGUUACUUGGGAAGACAAAUGCCAUCACUCCGAACAGCUCCCGCUCGGUCCCAUCCUUCCUCUUGCCCAAGCCCCUUAUAAACUGAGUAUGAUGUCAUGUGGUAUGGAAUAUCCCUUUGGUCAGUUUAGGUCAGCUGUCCUGCCUGUGUCCCCUCCCAACUCCUUGUGCAUGCCCCUCAGCCACUCCCCUGGCAGGGUGGUGCAAGAAGCAGAAGAGGCCUUGGCUCUGUGUAAGCACUGCUCAGCAACAACAGAAACAUCUCUAUAUUACCAACGCUGUUUCCAGCAUGCAUCCAAAACAUAGCCCCAUACUAGCUACUAUGAAGAAAAUUAACUCUCAGCAGAAACCAGGACAGGUUUACGUACUAUCUUAUUCCCAAUACUCUUUACAGAAGCUUCCAUUUUCUGAGAGAGUCUGCCAUGUGAAUAUAGUUCAAAAUACAUUUCUAUGUCUUUCAAGAUUGGAUGAAUGCCUUGGGAGAGGUAUAUACUCUUUUUUGCUUUCUGGAGUAUUUUUUUUGAAAGUAAACCAAGGUCUAUCUUCCCAAAUGCUGCUUCAGGAACCUACAGGCAUUGGCUAGCAUCAGUCAUAUUGCCCAUGUUAUGGUAACAACUAAAACAGCUGAUGCAAAGUGUGCAUACAGAGCUACUUACAGUGAUGGAAAAAUUAAAGCCCCUCCGAAACCCUGUGCUGGAAACCAAGGAACUCAGAUCACGGUUGAAGAUCUCUUUUACAAUGUAAAUACAAGGAGGAAAGCUUUAAAAAAUCCAAACGAAGAAUAUGCAAAAAUACUAGAAGUUGUUAGCAGGUAUGCCAUCCAUAACUCUGGCAUCAGCUUUUCAGUUAAAAAGCAAGGUGAUACAGUGUCAGAUGUUAGAACCUUAUCAAACGCCUCAACGGUGGACAACAUUAGGUCUGUCUUUGGAAAUGCUGUUAGCAGGGAACUGAUAGAAGUGGGCUGUGAAGAUGCAAAUCUGGCCUUUAAAAUGAAGGGCUACAUCACGAAUGCAAACUACUCUGUGAAGAAAUGUAUAUUUUUACUCUUCAUAAACCAUCGAUUGGUAGAGUCAGCCGCUUUGCGGAAAGCCAUAGAAACUGUGUACGCUGCUUAUUUGCCAAAAAGCACGCAUCCAUUCCUAUACUUAAGCUUAGAAAUAGCCCCCCAGAAUGUAGAUGUGAACGUGCACCCUACAAAACAUGAGGUCCAUUUCCUUCAUGAAGAUAGUAUUCUGGAGCGUGUGCAACAACACGUAGAGAGCAAGUUAUUGGGGUCUAAUUCUUCAAGGAUGUACUUCACUCAGACACUGCUUCCAGGGAAUGACUGUUCUUCCAGUGAGGUUGUAAAAUCAGCAGCAAACUCUUCUGCGGCUACCAAAGGAAACGGUGAUAAAGUUUACGCGCAUCAGAUGGUCCGCACUGAUUCCCGAGAGCAGAAAUUGGAUGCUUUUCUUCAGCCAGUGAACAACCCCCUAAGUACAGGCCCCACUGAAGUGAUGACAGAGGUUAACGCAGGACCUCCGGAGGGUGCGGUCAGGCCACAGGAUGCUGAAAUGGAAGAUGUCAGUGAUCUAGUUGAAAUGGUUGAUAUUCAGGAGGACACUGCGAUGCCUGGGGAGCUGAGCAAGAGUGGAUGCUCAUCUCCUGAGACAGUGCCUCCUCGAAAGAGGCCACGGGAAGAUGUGGACAUGCAAAUGGAGAAAGGUGAGACAAGAAAGGACAUGACUGCUGCCUGCACCCCUAGAAGAAGAAUUAUCAACUUGACCAGUAUAUUGACACUCCAGGAAGAAAUUAAUAACCAGGCACAUGCAAAUCUCCAGGAGAUGCUCCAUGAUCACUCCUUUGUUGGCUGUGUCAGUCCUCAGUGGGCUCUGGUGCAAUAUCAGACAAAACUGUAUCUUCUCAAUACAACGAAACUCAGCCAAGAACUCUUCUACCAGAUACUUAUUUAUGACUUUGCAAACUUUGGAGUCUUAAGGUUGUCUGAGCCAGCUCCUUUAUAUGAGCUUUCAAUGCUUGCUUUAGAGGAUCCUGAAAGUGGCUGGACAGAAGAAGAUGGCCCAAAAGAGGGGCUUGCUGAGUACAUUGUGGAGUUUCUGAAAAAGAAGACUGAGAUGUUGAAAGAUUAUUUUUCUCUUGAAAUUGAUGAGGAAGGAAACCUAAUUGGGUUACCACUUCUGAUAGACAACUAUGUUCCGCCGCUGGAAGGACUGCCGAUGUUUAUCCUUCGCUUGGCCACAGAGGUAAACUGGGAUGAAGAAAAGGAAUGUUUUGAAAGCCUAAGUAAAGAAUUAGCUAUGUUCUACUCCAUUAGAAAGCAGUAUCUAAUAGAUGAAGCCAACUUGACAAACUCACAGGAUGAAGAUUCUGACUCUGGUUCAACAACAUGGAAAUGGACUGUGGAACAUGUACUUUACAAAGCUUUUAGGACUCAUCUUUUACCUCCUAAACACUUCUCAGAAGAUGGCAACAUUUUGCAGCUUGCUAACCUGCCUGACCUAUAUAAAGUUUUUGAGAGAUGUUGAGCAAGUUGUUAUUUGUACAAACUGGUGCACAUCUAAAAACACAUUCAUGCUAGGCUGUUUUACUUGGAGGAUAAAGCUGAAAUCUUGAUGGAGGAGCAUGAAUGUUUUUUCUUCCUUGUACUGCCCCCCCCGGCAAUACUGUCACUAAAGUUACUACUGGAGUCACAUCUUCCUGAGCCAACCAGACCAGCAAGGGGGAAGUGACUGCACAGAGUAUAACAACUGAGCAACCAAGAAAAUGAAAUUUGAAGUGAGCAACUGGCCGGAGCUGGAUUUGACCAACAUAUUACUUGCUGGCAAUGGAGAGCACCCAGUGUUCAGAUGGUGGAGCACGUAGGGACGGGUAAUGGAAUCACAUUUGUAUUGUGAUUCUGCUGUAUAUUGCCCUUGCUAUAGUGUGCUUGUCUGGUGAUUUCAGCAUACUGCUGUAUCACUCUUCUAAAUCCAAAUCACAGGUAAAGCCUAAUAUAUCAAAUUUAUUUUAUAUUAAACAUGAAAAACUCCCUCUAUGGAACAUCUAACA